AUGAAGCCAGCAAGUAUUACUAAAAAAAUAGAGCAAAUGCUUGAGAUGAAUAGCAUUUAGAACAAGGAAGAUAAAUAGGAAGAUGAGUAGGAAAAAGUGAUAGAAAUAAAUGAGAAAAGUAUUUUAAAGUAUAGUUAAGGUUGCAAGAGCUUAAGCUAAGUUGUAAGAUUAAAAUUGAUAGGAUCUAAAAUAUCAUAGCUAGAGAAAUUGGAGCUUGUUCCAUAACUAAAAUUUCUUAACAUUAGCUUUAGUAAUAUUGAGAAGAUAUAAGGACUCAAUAAAUUAAAAGAACUCAAAGAUGCCAUUCUUUGCAACAAUUAAAUCUAGUAAAUCGGCGGCUUAGAAGAAAAUAAAUAGCUAACUUCAUUAGACUUAUCAUAUAAUAAAAUAUCCGAAAUAGAAAAUUUGAAUCAUUUGACAAAGUUGACUGUUUUGAAUCUUAGUUCAAAUAGCAUAAGUCUUAUUCAGGCAAUAGACAACUUAAAGAAUUUAUCUCAGCUUUUUUUAGAAAACAAUAAAAUAAAAAAGAUUGAUUUUUUCCCUCUUUUACCAAAUCUUUAGGAAAUUAGCUUAAAAGGUAAUCACAUUGAAAGCAUCAACCCAAAGCUCUUUGAAAACCUCAAGAAUUUAGAAGAAUUGAAUCUUUCUAAUAAUAAAAUAAGAAGCUUAGAGUUUUUGAAUUCCCUUCCUAAUUUAGAGAAAUUCUAUUGUUCUCACAAUCAUAUUGAAAAAUGCUUUAUGAAAAUAUAAUUUGAAAAUUUGGAGUAUCUCGAUUUAAGUCACAACUAAAUUUUGGAGACAAAGAAAUUUGGAGAAUAUUUUCCAAAUUUAUUUACAUUAGAUAUUUCUUAUAAUAAUAUUUUUACUGAAGAAGAAUUGAUUUUCGUUUAUGAUAUGGAUUCUCUUUGUGAAAUCGAUUUUUCAAAUAAUUUAGCUUGCACACAGGAGUUUGAGGAGCAGUUUUUGAGAAGACAUCCAGAAAUCGAUGUAGUAAAUGGGAAAAUUAUAAAGCAAGCAGGAUAUCGUUUUGAAGUUGAGAUGAAAGAAGUUGAAGAAGAGAUCAAGGAGUUUGAAAAAAAGCAGCUAGCUUUGAAUCUGACAUAAGAGCUUGAAAAUGAUGAUAGCUUCACUGAAGAAGAUAAAGAGGCCAGAAAAAUUCUAAAAUCGCUUAUCUAAACUGAUUUGAGCUCUGUAAUUUAAGAGAUUUAAAAGGAAAAGGAAUAGGAUAAAUAGGCCAAAGAACAAUUGAUUAGUUAUUACAAACAAAUAAAUGAAGAAAUCACUCCAGAAGAUCUUAAAAAACAAGCUAUAAAAAGAAAAAACAGGGAGCUAUAUGGAUCUGAUGAAGAAGAUGACGGUGAUGAAGAAUAAGAAGGCAGUAAUACUUUUUAUAAAAAUUAGGUUGAUAAUGUGGAUGACUUGAAUGAAAAUGUUAAUAGAUAUAACAGUCUCUAAAAGAAUGCUAGUAAAAAUAAGUUGUAGAAAUUUGAUUCGUAUGUAACUUUGAAUGAUGAGAAGAAUUUAAAUGCAUUUAUUACAGAUUUAGAAAAUGAUUUGACAGAAAUAAAAGCAAAAUAUCACGCCAUUAAGGGCAUUAAGUAUACAUAAAAGUUUCAUUAAAAUAAAAGUUAGUUCCUAAGCAAAUCUGAAUAAAAUUUAUCAUUGUCAGAUUUAAGUCAGUAUGACGAUAACCUCUCAGCAUCUUAGCUUUCUGAAAGGAAAGACGAGAUGAAUUUAACUUCUUCAUCUUUUAAAAACUACGAAACUGAAUAUAGCUCAGAUUCAAGACAAGCCCUUAAAAAUAUCGAAAAAAAUAUAAUUAUUAAGAAGAAGAAAAUUCCACUUUCCUCUUAAACAUCUUAGAUAAGUAACUCUUCAAAAACAAAUCUAAAUAUUAGUAGUGCAACUUCGACUUUAAACAAUAUACCACCUACUCAAACAAAGCCAGGUCUUCCAAUCCCAAGAAAUCCACUACUCUAAAAAGAGUUAAAAGAAUUUAAGAAAAAUAUGAAUGAUCCAGAUUAUUUGAAGAAGUUAGGAAUAGGCAACGAUAACUUAAACCUACCUUCAGAUAAAUUUGUAUUCAAUGCUACUUAAGCUAGAGCGUAAUCAUAAAUGUAUAAUAAAACAGCUUAGCUUAGCAAAACGAGCAAUUUAAGUAUUACUUAAAGACCAACCAGAGAGAGGUCAAAUUCUAUUAAUAAACUAAGAAACUUCAGUGCCACGAAAAAAGAUGGCUUUAAUAACACAAGCAGUCAGAAUCCAAAAGUCUUUGGGUAAAACAGCAUUAAAAGUAAAAAAGAAAAGACAGAAAACUUAGAUAACUCAAAUAUUGAAGAUAGAAGCUCUUUGUCAAUUCAAAGCAACUAGCAAGUUACUCCAACAAAAACAAUAGGCAUCAUAUACUCAAACAAAAAUAGUAAAACUAAAAGUAAACUUAUAGAUGCAAUUGCAAAUUCCUAAAAAUGA
Molecule: messenger RNA, 2469 nt
Organism: Tetrahymena thermophila SB210
Lineage: Eukaryota; Ciliophora; Oligohymenophorea; Hymenostomatida; Tetrahymenidae
Product: protein phosphatase 1 regulatory subunit 7
Exons: 4
Molecular function (GO): protein binding
Source: RefSeq, a predicted model, not a curated record